AUGAAGACGUAUCCAGAUGCAUGCUCCCAUUUACUUGAACAAUUUUAUAUGGACGACUACAUUGGCGGAGCACACAAUUUGGAUGCUGCUGCACACAUCGCUAGUAAUCUUCGCGAUGUGCUCCUUUCAGCUGGAAUGGAGCUGCGCAAAUGGUCGUCGAGUUGUAUGCAAUUUAUAGCAGAUAUUCCGCCGUCCGAUCGAGAAACUAGUGAUCAGCUAUUCUUCGGAGAAAGGGGCGCCAUUAAAACGCUGGGGAUGUGGUGGCAGCCGCAACCAGAUGUUUUCCGUUUUCGAAUAAAACUCAAUGAAAUUCCUGAAACCUCCACUAAAAGGGAAAUAUUAUCUAUGAUUGCGAGAAUUUUUGAUCCGUUGGGUUGGCUAUCGCCCAUGGUGGUAUAUCUAAAAAUUUUUAUGAAAAGGCUGUGGUCUACGGGUAUUGGGUGGGACGAUCCGAUACCGCAAGGUUUGCCUGCCGACUGGAAUGCCUUUCGUAAUGGCUCCGACGACCUCUCUGAAGUUUCCAUAUGCCGAUGGAUGCAGCUCGUAGAUGAUUCCAAUGUAGAAUUGCAUGUAUUUGCUGACUCAUCGAAAUUGGCUUAUGGUGCCGUGGUAUAUAUGCGUGUUAUAGACAAUCAGGACAACAUUCAUAUUUCACUCGUCGCAAGUAAAACCCGUAUAGCUCCUUUUAAGGCCAUGCUAAGUAUUCCACGUUUAGAAUUAUGUGCGGCGCUUUUAGCCGCUCAAUUAGUUGAAAGGAAGAUUAUAGGCGAGCCGUUGUAA
Messenger RNA from Rhagoletis pomonella (apple maggot), 780 nucleotides. RefSeq lists its product as uncharacterized. The transcript has 2 exons. Lineage: Eukaryota; Metazoa; Arthropoda; Insecta; Diptera; Tephritidae. Bases 1 to 780 code for a protein of 259 amino acids. The record is from RefSeq and is a predicted model, not a curated record.